Messenger RNA from Guillardia theta CCMP2712, 1255 nucleotides. RefSeq lists its product as hypothetical. The coding region runs from base 125 to 1177 and encodes 350 amino acids. The record is from RefSeq and is a predicted model, not a curated record. Gene Ontology annotation, biological process: lipid metabolic process. The transcript has 7 exons. Lineage: Eukaryota; Cryptophyceae; Pyrenomonadales; Geminigeraceae.
GCGCCAUGCAGGGCUUGAACCAGUAACCACACGUAGUUUCUCCUCAUUCCUUCACUUCUGAUCAACGAGCUGCCUGGAAGCGCUUCCUUCAGUUUUCCUGAGGCUUCAGCAGCUACACAGGACCAUGUCUCAGACUGGCGGGCUGGUGAACACGGACAUCACAGCCAAGAGGAACGAGUUCUAUUUCUAUCCCCCCAAGUUCAUAGACAACUUCUUCAGGAGGUCCUGCAAGGAUGAGCGGGACAUGCCUCUAAUCUACCUCUUCUUCAACAUCACAUGCCUGACGCUCCCAGGGGCUGCUCUGGUGUUUUAUCUUGGGACCAACAUGGCAGGAGCCAUCUACUUCCUCAUCAACCUCUUCACCUUCCAGGAGCGAUUCACACUUGGCCUGCACUUUGCAUCGCAUCGCAGUCUGUUCCGCUCGCCAUGGCUCAACGGCUGGGCGCCGUACGUGCUCUCCCCGUUCUUUGGCAUUCCCAGCGGCAUCUACUUCAUUCAUCAUUGCAUCAUGCACCAUGUUGAGAACAACGUCUUCCCCUGGGACGUCAGCUCCACUGAACCAUACCAGAGAGACAACUUUCUGCACUUUCUGCACUACUGGAUGAGAUUUCUUUUCGCAAUCUGGUUCGAGUUGCCAUACUAUGCGUGGAGGAGAGGAAGAAAGGAGCUGGCCGUGUACGGAGCAUGCUGCGUGCUUGGAUUCAUGACCGCGAUGUACUUCCUGUAUCAGGCGAACAGCAUCGCCACAUUCUGGGUGUUCCUCCUGCCGACAUUUGUAUGCUCGCUGCUCCUGAUGUUUGGAAACUGGUCACAGCACAUCUUCGUGGAUCCCAAGAAGCCUGACUGCAACUAUCACCUCACUUACAACAUCAUCAACACACCUCUGAACCAGAAGACCUUCAACGACGGCUAUCACCUGGAGCACCAUGUACAGUCCCGCCGUCACUGGAGUGAGCUUCCUGAGUCGUUCAUGAAGAACAUCGACAAGUACGUUCAAGAGGAUGCAGUUGUCUUCUCGGGUUUGGAUUUCAUGGCUGUUGGGAUGCUCGUCAUCUUCAGGCAGUACAAGGUCCUGGCCAACCGUUUUGUACAGCUCAAGAGCCCUCCUCUCAACCAAAGUCAGAUUGAAACUCUUCUGCGGUCCCGCCUCGUUCCUAUCAAUCGCAAACAGCAGUGAUACAGUCUCUGGCUUGUUCGCCGGCAGGCAUCACAGAGCUUGUUCCUUAUGUUAUUCUUUGAGAGUUUUGUUUCGAGU